AAUAGUCUUCCGAAAGUGAACAUAAACUCGAUCCUCAAAACUCUGACGUUACGUCUUCUCUUCUCCUUCGUCUCGCUUCAGUCAGUGUAAAACCUUAUUGAAACCCAUUAGUAUGAACGGUGGCGGAGCCGACGCGCCACCGAUGCAGCCGGCGGUUAAUGGUGGAGAAUUUUUACUCUCUUUGCUGCAAAGGCCUAACCAUCAGCUCCAAACACCAGCGCCACCACCACACUCUCAGUUGCCAAUUCCCAUUCCAAUUACUCCGCAACAAUAUCAACAGCAGCAGCAACAACAACAACAACAAUCUCUCGCUCUUGAUCCCGCCGUUGCAGCUGUGGGCCCUAGCCUCCCCUUCUCGCAGCCUGUUUGGCAAUCCAACGGUCGAGAUGUUCUCACUCCUCCCUGGCCCCACAAUCUUUCUGCUGCUCCUUUGCUUCCUGGUUUCCUUGGGUUUCCCCAAAACCAUUGGCCUUCUCCUGCAAACCACUUAGCGGCUGGUCAAUUUCAAGGAAACCAGCAAGGAGUCUUGGGUGAUGAUCUUCAGAUAUUAGGGUUUUCAGGCGCCGAUGUAAGAGCUAAUAAUACAAUUCAUAAUCGUGUACAGCAGAAGCAGCAACUGGAGCAAAAGCUGCAGUUUGGUUCCUUUCGCAGUGAUAUCCAAAACGUCGAGGCUUUAUUGAAUGUGAAUUCAAAGCUAAAUGCAGCAAAGGAGCUGGAAGUAAGAUUAGCGACCAGAAACUUAAAUGGAUUGGAAAGUGACCAAAAAUUCGAUUCACAACUGAGAACUUUCGAUUUGCGAGAGCAGGAUCGAAGUGGAGGCGGUUGGCGAAAACAGCCCCAUGGAGGGAAUUACAGGCCGCAAGAAACUCGAAUGCCUCCUCCAGGGUUUUCAAAUAAGCCAAGAGGGGGAGGGAAUUGGGAUUAUGUGAGUAGAAGGAGAGAGUUAGAUUACAAUGUGAACAAGGAAAAAGGAAAUCAAGGUGAAUUGAGUAAUAGGAAUGCGCUCUUUAGUAGUGAGGAUAAGAUUCCAAGGGAUGGUGAUCGCUCAAGAGAUUUGGGGCUCACUGGACAGCUUGACCGCCCAGGCCCGCCUGCAGGGAGUAAUCUCUAUUCUGUUUCAGCAGCCGAUGUUGAACUGUCUAUGCUGAACGUGGAGGCUGAAGUGGUUGAAGACGGGAAGGAUGAAGGUCGCGAAUUGGAUGAAGCUGGUGAAGAACUUGUUGAUUCUUUAUUGCUUGAGGGUGAAUCUGAUGGAAAGAAUGACAAGAAGCAAAAUCGGCAUUCUCGUGAGAAGGAGUCUAGAUCAGAUAACAGGGGACAGCGAACACUUAGCCAAAGAAUGAGAAUGCUUAAAAGGCAAAUGGAAUGUCGCAGAGACAUAGACAGGCUAAAUGCUCCAUUUCUUGCAAUUUAUGAGUCACUAGUACCUCCAGAGGAAGAAAAAGCAAAGCAGAAGCAACUAUUAUCCUUAUUGGAGAAACUAGUGAACAAGGAAUGGCCUCAAGCUAGGUUAUACCUUUAUGGUUCUUGUGCGAACUCAUUUGGGGUUCUGAAGAGUGAUAUUGAUGUCUGCCUUGCCAUCCAGAAUGCAGAUAUUAACAAGUCCGAAGUGUUGUUAAAGCUGGCAGAUAUACUGCAAUCAGAUAACCUCCAGAAUGUGCAGGCAUUGACACGGGCUAGGGUCCCAAUAGUAAAGCUCAUGGAUCCAGUAACUGGAAUCUCUUGUGACAUAUGCAUAAACAAUGUUUUGGCUGUUGUAAAUACGAAGCUUCUGUGGGAUUAUGCACAAAUUGAUGUCAGGUUGCGGCAGUUGGCUUUUAUAGUUAAACAUUGGGCAAAAUCCAGAGGAGUUAAUGAAACUUAUCAUGGAACCCUAUCUAGCUAUGCGUAUGUUUUAAUGUGCAUUCAUUUCUUACAACAGCGUAGACCGGCUAUUCUUCCAUGCUUACAGGAAAUGGAGGCAACAUAUUCGGUCGCUGUAGAUGACAUUCAAUGUGCUUACUUUGAUCAAGUUGAAAAGCUUCGUGGUUUUGGAUCUCGUAACAAGGAAACAAUUGCUCAAUUGGUGUGGGCAUUUUUCAAUUAUUGGGCAUAUCGUCAUGAUUAUGCAAAUGCUGUUAUAUCAAUCCGCACAGGAAGCAUAAUCAGUAAACGGGAAAAGGACUGGACAAGGAGAAUUGGGAAUGAUAGGCAUUUGAUAUGCAUAGAGGACCCCUUUGAGAUAUCUCAUGACCUGGGAAGAGUAGUGGAUAAGUACAGCAUAAAAGUACUGAGGGAGGAGUUUGAACGCGCUGCAGAUAUCAUGCAAUAUGAUCCAAAUCCUUGUGUAACGCUUUUUGAACCUUAUGUUCCUUCCUAGUUAGACUAAUUUAUGCUUGCUUGACCAAUCAUAUUAUUAGAUGUAAUUAUUGUUAAACUCAGCUUGUAAAGUCCCUUGCGUGGACUCUUCUGCUCAAUUUUAUCUACGUGUUAUCAUAUUUAUUAUGUA
This is a messenger RNA of Jatropha curcas, 2488 nucleotides long. RefSeq names its product Nucleotidyltransferase family protein. NCBI's taxonomy places the organism in Eukaryota, Viridiplantae, Streptophyta, Magnoliopsida, Malpighiales, Euphorbiaceae. The record is from RefSeq and is a predicted model, not a curated record. Gene Ontology annotation, molecular function: RNA uridylyltransferase activity.